Molecule: messenger RNA, 1420 nt
Organism: Jatropha curcas
Lineage: Eukaryota; Viridiplantae; Streptophyta; Magnoliopsida; Malpighiales; Euphorbiaceae
Product: expansin-B3
Biological process (GO): sexual reproduction
Cellular component (GO): extracellular region; plasmodesma
Source: RefSeq, a predicted model, not a curated record
GAGCUCUACACUGGCCAUAGCCUACAUUAGCAACAAAAGAACACUGUCGAGUGUCGGCAAGCUUCUUUCUAACUGUUCUUUCAUUUUGCUUUCGGUUCUGUCCAGUUGACGUUGUAGUUGAGGCGGUGGUGGCGCUUCCUUUUAUCUUACCUCUCACAAUGCAGCGCCGCCGCAGCUCCAGUUUGUUCUUGGUCUUUCACUUUCUUGUGUUCCUGAAGGUUUUGACGGUCUCCGGACAAGUUCCGCACCGUGUAAAUGACCUACAUUGGAAGCCGGCCACUGCCACCUGGUACGGUAGCCCCGACGGUGAUGGCAGCGACGGAGGGGCAUGUGGGUAUGGGUCACUAGUGGAUGUGAAGCCACUGAGGGCCAGAGUUGGUGCAGUGAGCCCAAUACUGUUCAAGAACGGGGAAGGAUGCGGGGCUUGCUAUAAAGUUCGGUGCCUCGACAAAAGUAUAUGCUCAAGAAGGGCAGUGACCAUAAUUGUGACAGAUGAGUGCCCAGGUGGUUAUUGUUCCAAUGGUCGCACACACUUUGACCUCAGCGGUGCUGCCUUUGGUCGUAUGGCUAUUGCUGGUGAAAGUGGUCCACUCAGAAACCGAGGCGAGCUCCCUGUCAUGUAUCGCCGGACCCCAUGUAAGUAUCCAGGGAAGAACAUUGCCUUCCAUGUUAAUGAAGGUUCAACUGAUUAUUGGUUAUCCUUGCUUGUGGAAUUUGAAGAUGGUGAUGGUGAUGUUGGAUCUAUGCAUAUAAGAGAAGCAGGAGGCAGUGAGUGGCUAGAGAUGAAUCAUUUAUGGGGUGCAAAUUGGUGUAUUAUUGGAGGACCUUUAAAGGGACCAUUUUCAGUUAAGUUAACUACUCUUUCAACAGGAAGAGCAGUUUCUGCUAGAGAUGUUAUUCCAAGAAAUUGGUCUCCAAAGGCUACUUAUACCUCUCGCCUCAAUUUCUUUCCUAAUUGAUUAUUUCUUCUUACUUCCCAAAACUGGCCAGCACAGAAACAAGAAACAAGAACCUUGUCUUCUUUACACGAAAAAGUGCCCAACUAAGACUUUGGUGUUUUGUUUUGUUUUCCUUUUUUUCGUUUUUUCAGAAGAAAAGCAGUCAAUGGAUUGCAUAAAUUAAGGCAUCCAAUGCUUCUCCUUCUUUUACUUUUCUUGUUUUCUUUUGAAUGUUGUGUAAGUUCUAUGUAGAGGUUGUAGCCCUCUCCAAAGGAGAGAGAGCGUUUAGUGUAUUAGUAGGACAAAAUUGGCCUGAUGUAUUCUCCAAGAGUGUACAAGUAUUUUUGGUAUUUGUAAUAUACUUUUGGGAUAUAUAUUAUAGGCCCUACUGGUUUUUAAAUUUUAAUUUUUUUAGAUUUCUGAGUGCAACUGUGUAGUCAAUUUGAAGACCCCAUUAAAAAUAAUAACGAUAAUAACAAUAA